Molecule: messenger RNA, 1635 nt
Organism: Ceutorhynchus assimilis (cabbage seed weevil)
Lineage: Eukaryota; Metazoa; Arthropoda; Insecta; Coleoptera; Curculionidae
Source: the annotation of a GenBank genome assembly
GUCCGGUUCACGUGCCGAAUCACGUGCGUUUCUUAUACAUACGCCGGGUUGUUUUUUUGUGUGAUUAACUUUGGACUUUAAUGUAGUUUAUUCUUCACAGGGAUGGAUAGCCGUCACCACUGGAAGGCGAUUCUACAAGUGACAGUUUUCUAUUUUUAUUUUAUCGGAUCCGUUGCGUUCCAACCGGAUUUUGCCGAGCCCAUUAAAAAUAUGUCAGUGCCAGUCGGACGCGACGCCACGUUCCAGUGUGUCGUCCAUCAUUUGGGAGGAUACAGGGUGGGAUGGGUAAAAGCGGACACGAAAGCCAUCCAGGCGAUUCACGAUCACGUCAUCACCCACAACCCGAGGAUAUCCGUGUCGCACAACGAUCACGUGACGUGGAAUCUGCACAUCAAGAACGUACAAGAGGAGGACAAAGGACAAUACAUGUGCCAAAUUAAUACUGAUCCGAUGAAAAGUCAGGUGGGUUUCCUGGACGUGUCCGUUCCGCCCGAUUUCACCGAAGAAACUUCCGGCGAUUUGCUGGUACCCGAAGGCGGUACCGUCAAAUUGACGUGCCGAGCCAAAGGCCAUCCGGAUCCGCACGUGCAAUGGCGCAGAGAGGACGGCAAGGAUAUUGUCAUCAGAGAACCGGCCGGUACCAGAACAAAAGUAUCAUCAUAUCAAGGUGAAAUGUUGCAGCUGUGGAAGAUAUCUCGUACGGAAAUGGGCGCUUACAUGUGCAUAGCAUCAAAUGGCGUUCCACCGACAGUCAGUAAAAGGGUUAUGGUUAAUGUACAUUUUCAUCCGGUAAUUCAUGUUCCAAACCAGUUAGUCGGGGCACCGCUUGGAACCGACGUCACCUUGGAAUGUUACGUGGAAGCUUUUCCCAAAUCAAUCAAUUAUUGGGUGCGAGAUACAGGUGAAAUGGUGAUAUCGAGUAACAAAUACGACGUGCAAGCCGUCAGCAAGUCCGCAUUCGAAGUGAAAAUGAUCGUGACGAUAAGGAGCCUCCAAAAAGAUGACGUCGGUUCGUACAGAUGCAUCGCCAAGAAUUCUCUCGGCGAAGUCGAAAGCAACAUACGCCUAUACGAAAUUCCUGGUCCUACAAAGUCCUACACGUUAACUCUGGACGAAGAAGACUACAACGACCAGCUGGGUUCGGCCGAAAGAGACCAAGACGAAGAUUUUCUAAACAGUAUAAGUGGUUUUUCCACUUUGGAAACUCCAAAGGAAAAUUCUGAGCGAAGCAAUCGUGUAGCUGACAAAGAAAGCUCAGGUACCUUACGGACAACUUGUCUGAGUUGGCUUGUCGUUGGUGUUUUGAUAAAUUUUUGAAUUGGAUCCGAUUUAUUAUUUCGACAAUAAAAAUAUAAGAGCUGUGUUUGUAACCCUAACUUAUCAAGUUUUCCAUUGUGAUAACAAUUCACUGAAUCGUUUUACUUCGACUAUUAUCGUUAGUGGUUUAAUAGGACUCUGUAAUUGUUUUGACCGAAUUAUCUAGUCAAAAAAAAAACUGUGUUAUGUUAUCUUUGUCCCACUGAAUUUGUUCUUCAUUUAUUGUAAAAAGUUUUACUAGAAAUAUUCACUCAAUUAUUAUAAAUAAUAUUGGAAUUUCGCUUAUAAAAUGCUUUAUAUUUAAAAAAAUAAAAGGAA